AUUGUAAAUGUAACAGAAAAUUCUACCUAUAUAAAUCAAGUAACCGUGCAGAGGACAACCAACAAUGAGACAGUUGCCAAUUUUGAGGGUGGAAUAUCUCUCACAGUUUCAGGAAAAUUGGGAGCUUUGACUUUCACUACUUCAAUGGAUAAUGCUUUCAAAAAUAAGACAGAGGGACUCUUGGGAGUCUGGAAUGAUGACAAAACAGAUGACUUUAAAGCUGCUGAUGGACGAUACCUUGAAUAUAAUGGAAUUAAAUUGCCCAAUGACACUCAGAUUUUCUUUGACUUUGGCCUUACAUGGAAAACAACAGCGAAUGACAGUAUAUUUACAUAUAACACAACUGCUGGAGAGACUUGGUACACUUACAACAACAACAGUUUUGUGCCUAAAUUUUAUGAUGAGCUUUUGCAAACCACGGACAAAGAAAAAAUCGACAAAGCUAAUGAAACCUGCCAAGGAAGUGAUGAUUGCAUUUUUGAUAUUUUGAGUACAAAUGAUUUUUCCUUUGGAGCAGCAACAUUACAAAGCGUGAAUACGUUUGCAGCACAGAACAGCACCAUGAAUAAUUUCCCUCCUAACAUCACUGGAGAAUCAUCCCUUCAGACUCGUCUCAAUGAACCAGUUUUCAUUCUUUUUACUGCUACUGAUGCCAACAAUGAUGAUGUGACAUUUGUAGUCUUGACUAAUUCAUCAGAUAUCACAAUGACAAAAAAUGGGAACUUUUCUUGGCAUCCAACAAGCUCCACUCCAGUGUUUGCCAUAAUACAAGCCAAUGAUUCAAAGGUCACUUCUGAGCUGGGAUUGACACUGACAAUAUGCAACUGCAGCAUCAAUUCAACCUGUGAUUAUUCCAGAUCAGUUAUCAGCAUGGAAUCAGAGAAUGCCAUGUUUGUGGUUGCAGCAUGUAACUGUACUCCUGCAUACAUUGGUGAUUAUUGCACUGAAGAUUUUGAUGCCUGUCAAGACAACCAAUGUUUCUUAAAUGAUACCUGCAAAGAUCAACCUGCACCUCUCGAGGGUCAUACCUGUGGUCCAUGUCCCACCAAUUUAAUAGGAGAUGGAGAGAAAUGUUAUGAUUUUGAUGAAUGUCAGAACGAAACAGACUCUUGCAAGCAGAUCUGUACCAAUGUGUUGGGAGGUUACAUCUGCAGCUGUAAUGAAGGCUAUGCGAUAAAUGAAACAAACAGUUCCUUGUGUGAUGACAUUGAUGAAUGUCGUAAUACAUCUAGUUGUCCCCAAAAUGCAAAAUGCAUCAAUUCAAAUGGAGGUUACUCCUGUAUGUGCAAGGAAGGAUAUACUGGGAAGCCAGACAGUUUCUGCAUUGAUGUGAAUGAAUGCUCUACUGAGUGUUCCGGAACUAAUUCUAUCUGUACAAAUACUGAAGGCUCUUUUGUCUGUACAUGUAGAACAGGAUAUGAAGGAUCCAACUGUACAGAUAUUAAUGAAUGCGCAAGCGAUCUGGACAAUUGUGUUUUGAAUUCUAAGUGCUUCAAUACGGAUGGCUCAUAUACAUGUAAAUGUAAUCGUGGAUAUGAAGGUUCAAACUGCACCGACAUUGAUGAAUGUACCAGAUUUAUGGAUAACUGUCAUAGUAGGGCUGACUGUCAGAAUAUACCUGGUUCAUUCAACUGCUCCUGCAGGUCUGGAUUCAAAGGAAAUGGGACAUUCUGUGAAGAUAUUGAUGAAUGUGCGAUAGAUCAGGACAAUUGUGUUUUGAAUUCUAAGUGCUUCAAUACGGAUGGCUCAUAUACAUGUAAAUGUAAUCGUGGAUAUGAAGGUUCAAACUGCGCCGACAUUGAUGAAUGUACCAAAUCUCUGGAUAACUGUUCCAUUGGGGCUGACUGUCAGAAUAUACCUGGUUCAUUCAACUGCUCCUGCAGGUCUGGAUUCAAAGGAAAUGGGACAUUCUGUGAAGAGAUUAUCUCCACUACCAAUACAACACCAAGUCCGUCGAAUGGAGCAUUGAAUAAAACAAGUACCCCCACUGUUGCCUUGGCUCCAUCAAGCACCUCGACAACUACUUCAAAACUCACCGAUACCACUGCUGUUACUUCUGCACCACCAAGGACCACCACAACUACCUCAUUACCCACCAAUACCACUGUUGCUGCCUCAGCACCAUCCAACAUCACUACAACUACUUCAAAAAACACCAAUACCACUGUUAUUACGUCGGCACAAGCAAAGACCACCACAACUACUUCAAAACCCACCAAUACCACUGCUGCUGCCUCAGCACCAUCCAAUACCACUACAGCUGCCUCAGUACCCAUCAAUACCACUAUUAAUACAUCGGCACAAGCAAAGACCACCACAACGACUUCAGCACCCACCAAUACCACUGCUGCUGCCUCAGCACCAUCCAAUACCACUACAACUACCUCAGUACCCAUCAAUACCACUAUUGUUCCCUUGACACCAUCCAUCAUGACCACAUCUACUUCGGUAUCCACCAAUACCACGGCUAUUACCUCAUUACCGACAAGCUCCACUACGACAACCACAACAGUCGUGCCAACACCAUCUGCUAAUAGAGAGAUUAUCUCCACUACCAAUACAACACCAAGUCCGUCGAAUGGAGCAUUGAAUAAAACAAGUACCCCCACUGUUGCCUUGGCUCCAUCAAGCACCUCGACAACUACUUCAAAACUCACCGAUACCACUGCUGUUACUUCUGCACCACCAAGGACCACCACAACUACCUCAUUACCCACCAAUACCACUGUUGCUGCCUCAGCACCAUCCAACAUCACUACAACUACUUCAAAAAACACCAAUACCACUGUUAUUACGUCGGCACAAGCAAAGACCACCACAACUACUUCAAAACCCACCAAUACCACUGCUGCUGCCUCAGCACCAUCCAAUACCACUACAGCUGCCUCAGUACCCAUCAAUACCACUGCUGUUACCUCAACACCUUCCAACGCCAUCACAACUACUUCAAAAACCACUGAUACCAAUAUUAAUACAUCGGCACAAGCAAGCAUCACUACAACUACUUCAUUACCCACCAAUACCACUGCUGCUGCCUCAGCACCAUCCAACAUCACCACAACAACUUCAAAAACCACCAAUACCACUGCUACUAUAUCAGCACAAGCAAGGACCACUACAACUACUUCAGUACCCAUAGAUACCACUGUUAAUACAUCAGCACAAACCAGGACCACCACAACUACCUCAGUACCCACCAAUACCACUGCUGUUACCUCAACACCUUCCAACGCCAUCACAACUACUUCAAAAACCACUGAUACCAAUAUUAAUACAUCGGCACAAGCAAGCAUCACUACAACUACUUCAUUACCCACCAAUACCACUGUUGCUGCCUCAGCACCAUCCAACAUCACUACAACUACUUCAAAAAACACCGAUACCACUGUUAUUACGUCGGCACAAGCAAGGUCUACCACAACUACUUCAAAACCCACCAAUACCACUGCUGCUGCCUCAGCACCAUCCAAUACCACUACAACUGCCUCAGUACCCAUCAAUACCACUAUUAAUACAUCGGCACAAGCAAAGACCACCACAAAGACUUCAGCACCCAUCAAUACCACUGCUGCUGCCUCAGCACCAUCCAAUACCACUACAACUACCUCAGUACCCAUCAAUACCACUAUUGUUGCCUUGACACCAUCCAUCACGACCACAUCUACUUCGGUAUCCACCAAUACCACGGCUAUUACCUCAUUACCGACAAGCUCCACUACGACAACCACAACAGUCGUGCCAACACCAUCUGCUAAUAGAGCUCUUCCUGACAGAAGAGUCAAUAUUACAUUGCCUGUAAUCAGCAGUAAUAGGAGUUCAAAUAUUUUAGGUCAGGUUCAUGAAAAGAUCUAUGAAAAGGCAAAAAAAGUGAAACACUUUAAGAAUACUACGGAACCUCGAAUAUGGAUACGGAACGGAAAUCUGGUUACUUCUGCAGAGCUUCAAUUUGAAUACAAUGCAAUGCUCACUGUAAUUAGUUUUCUAAAUAAUGAAUUACAUCCUGCAAUUCUGAAUGCUUUCAACCCUGCCACACGUGCCCAGCGUGCCGUGGCACCUGUUGACCUUGGAACUUUGAAUAGCAGUGAUAUUCAAGAUAUAACCAUAUUAUCGAACGAACAGUUAGUGGGUUACUUUAGCUGCAACGACUCUAUAUAUGCUGGUUAUGUGGUUGAGUGGGAUGAGCAAAAUGGAGUCGUUUGCCGUUCACCCUGUGACAUGAAUUACUGUAUGAAUCAAGCAGAGUGCCAGCAUCUGCGGACUGGACCUUCGUGCAAAUGCGUUCCACGCACAAUAUAUUCUAGCUUCGGUGACCACUGCGAACAUCUAUCAAUGAAUCUCAGGGCAUUUUUUGGCAUUCUGUUUGGAGCUUUAGCAUUCUUGUUUUUACUGAUGUUAGCCAUAUAUGUAAUUGUGUGGAAGUGCAAAUCAAAUGGACGGAACAGAUUGACAAAUGACACAAACAGCAUUGGAGAUGUGGAUCGGCAAAUAUUCUCUUGGCAAACUAAUCCAUUUUCUUCUAAAAUAAAAGAUACAAGCAUCUUGCCUACUUCGAAUGAAAAUAAUCUGUCAUCUUUAGCAUGGAAACCACAUCUUGAAAAUGUCAACACUGCAGCAGAGAUUAAAAUUCAAAGACCAUCACUCAGAAGGAACGGCGAUGAGUCCAAUGUACCAUAAAUUCACCACAAAUCAAAGCCUUUUGAGAAUUUCAUUGAUGCUCUGUUUCGUGCAACAAGUGAUCCACAGGUGUGACCUUUCAAUUCCACCGUGAAAUCAUCACAGGAAUCUGGGUUCAUCAAAUACAUGUACUUCAAUAUAUUUUGAAUUACCUAUGCUUUAAAUCAACAUUAUUUUCUUGUCUUGUUUUAAAAUACUGACACCGAUGUUCGAAUGAGUAAUUGCUAUUUUUGGAACUUUUAUGUUUCGAGUCGUAUAAAGAUUAGUUUUAUUCCUGCCUUCUAUCCAUACCGGCACCUUAUCACUUAUAGGCGUGAUCAUUAAUUACUUCGUAAAAGUUGCAAAGAAAUGUUUUUGGGAAACUAAAUGGAUAAACUUUAAUGCUGCACACAGCCCUGAUAAUGUAGCUCAAUCCCUCAACAUUUGUUUUAACUAUUGAAACGUACAAAUAUAAUUAAAAGUACAUAAUUGUGUGUAUUUUAGAGCACUUUAAUAUAUAUAUAUAUAUAUAUAUAUAUAUUGAUAUAUUUAACGAAUAACCGGAAUUUUUUUUGCAUGGAAUAUUAGUAUUUUACAAUCUGAUUUCUGGGAUAAAAUGUAAUUUGUAUGUGAAUGUUAUAGUUAAUUUGUGUGAAGGUUGACAGAGUUUGCACUAGAAAUUCACCUGCAUUUAAAUACGUUAAUCAAUUUAAAGAAAAUAGUUCAACAAUUCUGUUCCAAAUAUUACAUUUUGAAACAUUUAAAUAAAGAAAACAACUGAUUAAAUUAGUGA
Leucoraja erinaceus (little skate) is the source of this 5446-nucleotide messenger RNA. RefSeq names its product serine-rich adhesin for platelets-like. Bases 145 to 4674 code for a protein of 1509 amino acids. The record is from RefSeq and is a predicted model, not a curated record. Lineage: Eukaryota; Metazoa; Chordata; Chondrichthyes; Rajiformes; Rajidae. The transcript has 22 exons. Gene Ontology annotation, molecular function: calcium ion binding.